Molecule: messenger RNA, 2774 nt
Organism: Exophiala mesophila
Lineage: Eukaryota; Fungi; Ascomycota; Eurotiomycetes; Chaetothyriales; Herpotrichiellaceae
Exons: 4
Coding region: 53-1132 (359 amino acids)
Cellular component (GO): cytoplasm
Molecular function (GO): flavin adenine dinucleotide binding; electron-transferring-flavoprotein dehydrogenase activity
Source: RefSeq, a predicted model, not a curated record
UGUCUCGAUCUUAGAGGCAUAGCAGUCGAUAGUGCAUCAUCUGAUACAGACAAUGGCGGGCAUUGGGAGUUCCUUGAAGAAUGUGGUAGUCGUCGGUGGGUCCUAUGUUGGCAGAGCCGCUGCACAAGAAUUGGCCCGAGUGAUUCCGUCGACACAUAGAGUGCUUUUGAUCGAGCCUCACAGCCACUUCCACCAUCUAUUCACUUUUCCAAGAUUCGCUAUUUUACCCGGACACGAACACAAAGCAUUCGUGCCAUACACUGGCAUAUUCUCAUCUGUGCCAAACCCAGCCCAGCAUGCUGUUGUCCACGCACGAGUCGUCUCAGUGCAAGCUCGUCAAGUCAUACUUGAUAGGCAGUGGCAGGGAUCGACUACCAUCCCCUUUGAGUAUCUCGCGAUUGCAACAGGGACUAAACUAUCCCAGCCCGCCGCAAUGAAGGAGGAUGACAAGGCCUCAUCCGUGACAUAUCUGAGAAGCCACCAAAAUGCCAUCAAGAAGGCCAAGUCAAUCCUGAUUGUGGGCGGCGGAGCUGUUGGGGUUCAAAUGGCGACGGAUCUCAAAGAGAUAUAUCCAGAAAAGCAAGUCACGGUGGUCCAAUCUCGCGCACACGUUAUGCCCCAAUUCCACGAGAAACUCCAUAGUCGCGUCAAGCAGCGAUUUGAUCAGCUGGGAGUAAAGCUGAUAACGGGAGCGAGGGUCGUCUUACCAGCUGGUGGCUUCCCAAGCCUGGGAGAGCCCUUUGAAGUCAAACUCACCACUGGUGAGACAUUGACUACUGAAUUUGUCGUCCUAGCCACAGGGCAGAAACCCAACAAUGACCUGGUGGCCGAUCUGGAAUCCGCUGCCCCAGGAACAAUCAUCAAUCCUCAAAAUGGCUACAUUCGUGUUCGACCGACCCUUCAAUUCGCCAAUAAAGAUUUCCCUCGCCUCUUCGCGGUGGGGGAUAUCGCCGAUACAGGUUCACACAAGGCCGCCAGGCCUGGAGUUGGGCAAGCCGCUGUCUUGGCCAAGAACGUGCAAGCACUCCUCGAAGGACGGGAACCGGAGGAAACAUUCGUGGUUUCUCCCCCGGCGAUCCAUUUAUCUCUAGGCAUUGUAUGUACCUUCAAACGCGGAACCGAUCGAUCAUGACUAACCUCGCAUCGCAGACGGAGAAUGUUGUCUUCCGUAAUCCUAACAAGGCUGAGGGUCAGACGGAGCCAGUCAUUAUUGAAAGAACCGAGUAAGCAAACUCGAUGAUUCUGGCGUGCGAAUGCUGACAAAAUAAUAGUGGACAGGCAGAUAUGAAUGUCGAGGGUUUCUGGCAACGACUCGGGGUAGAAAUUACGAACCCCCAGCAAUAUCAUCUAUGAGGUAACAUUGCUGUGGACGACAUUGACAUCUGUUAGCACGUCAGAGAUCCAGCCUCUUGUAUGAUAGAACAAAAUAAAUGAAAGCUAAUGGGUAUCUAUGACAUCGCUGUCUCCGUCCUCUGUGAACCCAUUCAAAUGCGUAUACCCUUCGUUGAACCCUGCAGAAAAUGCUUGGAGGUGAAGAAUAUGACCAAUUCGAUCCCAUGCCGGACUUGACGAAGAAUCAAUGCGUAUUCGCCACGACAGGUGCAGAGUUGAUCCAAUCACCAGCCUCCAGUUCAUUCGAAACCCAUCUCACCAUGCUUUUGCGAGUCAGAUCCUUGGAUCCAGUAAAGCCGUUGCCAAAAUAGCCUGCUGACACCGCUGUAUCACCCGAGCCAUUGCUGAGAUGAGGUACGCGGAAUACAGUCCACUUCAACCCCCAUCCACCAUCUUUACCUUCACAGGCAAUUCUCCGGCCAGUUUCCUUCAUCUCUCGGAAGCCCUGAGGCAACACAAACGCCACGAACUGCAUUGCGAUCCACCAAUCCCAAGACACUGAGUCGAACAAGUCCUCGUCGUGGCCAUCUUUGCCCGAAUCGGGGUGGAUCAGCCACGAUGAGGAAGACAGAGCUAAGAUCCUCUUCACCCCUUUAUUCUUCAUCGCCUUGAGCAAUGUAGGGAAGGCAUCGGCAAUGGGCGUUGUCUUUGUACGGAGUAAGAAGGCCUUGAGGGAUGCGUAAGGUCCGACAAACGACACCACAGCCUCCACUGGGGUAAAUGAAUCGCUCAAAGCCGUCUCUAUGGCCGUCUGGUCGUCAAGCUCGCCCACCAUGACUCUGAGACGAGCUGCAUGCUCUGGUUCGUUGAACUCGCUCGGCAAUUUGGAGGGAUUUCGCACAUAGAGCGUCACCUUUGGACCAAGCGGGUUUGAUAGUAUCAGAUUGGUGAAUUCGAUUCCAGAAGGGCCUUGAACGACAUUCGAGUCAGCUCAUACUAUCGACAAGAUGCCUAUUGAUACAGCGCCCACCGGCAAUCAACAUACCGGUUGCGCCUAGCACGCAAAUGUGUGCCACUUUCGGCAUGACCCAGUUUCGUCGCGAUUAUUGCGAGUUCGCUCGUUCGUAAUUAUGUGCUCCCGCCUGGUGGUGAGGUGAUUGACUUCUUGAAAGCAGAAUGAGCAUAGAGCAUUCAUCCUUCAUCCUUCAUCGCGUCAUUUGUCUCUCUUCUGGUUUUUACACGUUUCCUGCUGACGACAGCACUCGGCCAGACCAGAGUAAGCCGGCGGAGACCUGGGGCUGAAUGAUUUGAUUUAUGGACGGCCUUGUCCUCAUGUGUUAGGUACACUGCAGUGCUUACUCCUGGACUAGAUUUCAGAAGGACCUUACGAGACAAGAUAUAAUAAAUGGUGGUCACAAAAACAUCACGGUUCCUAAGCAUUG